This is a messenger RNA of Theileria annulata, 1512 nucleotides long. Its product is annotated as glycerol kinase, putative. The coding region runs from base 1 to 1512 and encodes 503 amino acids. Gene Ontology annotation, molecular function: glycerol kinase activity. Gene Ontology annotation, biological process: triglyceride metabolic process; glycerol-3-phosphate biosynthetic process; glycerol metabolic process. NCBI's taxonomy places the organism in Eukaryota, Apicomplexa, Aconoidasida, Piroplasmida, Theileriidae. The transcript is spliced from 8 exons. Gene Ontology annotation, cellular component: mitochondrion. The record is from RefSeq and is a predicted model, not a curated record.
AUGGAUACAGUGAAAGUUAUUGCAUCGAUUGACCAGGGAACCCAGUCAACCAGGUGUACUCUGUACGAUUCUUCCAUGAACAUACUAGCAUCAAGUAAAUCCAAACACACUCAAUACCACCCAAAAUCAGGGUGGUGUGAACAUGACGCAAACGAAAUCAUGGAUUCUGUUUAUAAUACAAUGAACGAAUGCAUACGGAAGCUGAAAGAAAAGGUAUCAAAUUUCCUUCUUGUGGGAGUGGGAGUAACAAACCAGAGAGAAACAGUGGUGGUUUGGGACAAAGAUACAGGAAAACCAUUACAUAACGCAAUAGUUUGGCUGGACAUUAGAGCUGGCACCGAAGCUAACAAAAUGGUCGAAUUGUAUGGCUCAGACCGACACUUCUAUCACAUAAAUGGGUUAUUGAUAAGUUCAUACUUUUCAGCAUUUAAACUAAAGUGGAUGUCAAAUAAUUUGGACUGGUUUGAUAAAAGAGUAAGAGAAGAAUCGAACCUAACCGGAGAAUUCUUGACGGACAUUACAAACGCAUCAAGAACCUUUCUAAUGGAUAUCAAUACUGAAAAUUGGUCGACGGAAAUGCUAAAGUAUUUUAGAUUUUAUUUAAAAAAUUGUAGAAUAUUUGGACUAACGGGUAAUUUACUACCUAAAAUAAGACCAAAUUGUUCUGAUUUUGGUACUAUUAACAAUGAAAAGGUACCAGGAUUUAAGGGAGUUAAGAUACUGGGGUCAGCAGGAGAUCAACAAGCAUCCUGCAUAGGCCAGGGACUAUUUGAAAACUUAGCAACCAAAUGCACUUUUGGAACAGGAGCAUUUAUCUUAACAAACACAGGUUCGAAAAAGGUUAUGUCAACGGGUGGCCUGUUAUGCACGCCAUGUUAUAAAUUAAGUCCAACAACCCCGACAGUGUUUGCACUAGAGGGUUCAAUCGCAAUUGCGGGAGCCGGAAUUACCUGGUUACAAGAUAUGGGCUUGUUAUCAGACCCUUCAGAGAUCUCAGAAAUAUUGAGAAAAAUCAAGUCAUCAGACGGAGUGGUCUUCGCACCAGCGUUUAGUGGUUUGUUCGCCCCAAGAUGGAGAAAUGAUGCGAGAGGAAGCAUAAUGGGAAUGACACAACACACUGAACGUGGCCAUAUUGUAAGAGCAUACUGUGAAAGCAUUGGACUACAACUUUACGAGAUUAUACAUUCAUUUCUCUCAGAUACAGGUCUACUAUCAAUCCCAUACAUUAAUGUGGAUGGAGGGCUGAGUCAGAAUUCAGAACUGGUUCAACUCAUAUCAGAUUUAACUAACACGAGACUAGAAAGACCAGAAAACCCUGAAAUUACAUCACUUGGGGCAGGUCUGUUGGCAGGAUUGGAAGCCAAAUUGUGGAAUGACUUGACGGAAGUUAAAAAAAUAACAAAUGGAUCAAACAAAACAGUUUGGGAACCUACAAUGUCACCUGAGCAAAGAAUGACGAUCAUUAAGUACUGGAACUUGGGAAUUGAAAGGUCACUAUCAUGGCGUUUAUAA